Molecule: messenger RNA, 1689 nt
Organism: Drosophila nasuta
Lineage: Eukaryota; Metazoa; Arthropoda; Insecta; Diptera; Drosophilidae
Exons: 2
Coding region: 404-514 (36 amino acids)
Source: RefSeq, a predicted model, not a curated record
AGACACGAAUCAGCUCAGUCGAUGACAGUCGGCCAAGCACGCCAGUCGCUUCAGCCAGCCAACCAAAAAGCAAGCCAAACGCUUCAGCUUCACAUAGUCGCAUCGCAGCAUCCGCAAUACAGCAAUAAUUACAGUUAUAUCGUGUCGUGUGACAAGCUUUAGCAGCAGCUUAAACGUUACUUUUGUUCGUCGCUUCAAACUGACAAUCGCAGAUUGGCAAUACAAGAUUUCUUUAAAGUCACGUGUCGCGCUUUUGCUAAAAUUUACUUGACGCGUUUUUAAUCUCGCCACUCGCGUGUUCUUCGACAAGGAUCAACGUAAAUAUAUAAAACAAAAAAUCUUAUUAACAACAACAACAGCAGCUUCACACACACUCUAGUCGUUGAUCACAGCGAGCUCAAGGAUGAGUAACAGCGCAAUGGUGGCCGUGGCCAUUUGCUGCAUCUUGGUGCUGCUGGCGGUGUUCAUUGUGAUCAUCAUAGUGGUUGGCCAGCAGUUUGAGGAGCCUAAAUGAGAUAUGCUCCAGCUGGGACCUGGCAACUUCCCAGAUGGAUAACAGAGGCCCCCCAACUGUUAGUUACGGGCAGAUCGCAUUGCCACACAAGCAAAACACACAACAACACAACAACUAAACACAUAAAAUGAAACCUUAUAAUCCACUGCAAUCCAACACGAGACGAGCGAAUGAACAAGAUCAACAGAGAGAGAGAGAGAGGAAGAGUCAGCAAUAUCAAGGAAAAGAGAGAGCAAGCAUCCCAUCGUCAGUACCCAUUGGCUGUGAUGUGAAAUUAUUAGCAUAACAAAAAUUAAUAAAAAUAUAAUGAAUAACUUAAAAUUAAAUAAAUGGAAAUUUGGAUCAUUCCUCAUAUGCCGCAAAACAUCUCAAAAAAACGUAGUAAAACCCUUUACAAAAAUAUAUGUGUGUUAAUAUUACAAGAAAAUAUAUAUAUAGAACACAGAUAAGUGUGUGUAUAUAUACUAACAUAAUAGGUACAUAUGUAUAUAUAUGUGUGUAUUCUAAUGUGUGUAACCCAACCGUCGUAACGUCGCGUUUUUAUACAAGUGUUGUUAAUACAUUUUUAUUGAUGUUUUAUUGAUGUUGCAAAGAAAAACAAAAAAUAAAAAAAAUGAACUUAUACACACACGCAGCCAUAUGCAUUAACUGUAUAACUAAGCCAAGAAAUUAAUUAACCAUAACUUUAAUGUUAAUGUUCAUGAUAAUGUUAAUGUCUUGAAUUGACAAGAAACUAAGCCAAACAGUCCAAAGGAGAAGACAGCACGCAAGAAGAAGAAGGAAUAUGGAAGGACAAUAGCAAAGAGAGCUCAACAAACAAUUUAGUUAAUGUUAUGCACUUGUUAGCUGGACAAGUCGAGGCAAUAGUUGUAGCAACAAAAAUGAUAUGCAUUUUAUAUAUCAAUAAAAACAGAAAAUAAUAACAAUUUUUUGAAUAAGUUUUAUGUGUGUGCGUGUAAACAAUUGAAAUACAUAUUAUGGUUACCUGUACGUAAUUAGUUAACUACCAAAUACCAACUACUAUUCAAUGUAUACCAACAAAAAUGACAGUUCUCUUCUUAGUCCACAAAUUAAAUGUCUAUAAUCGAAUUAUGCAAAACGUGGCGCGGCGCUAUAAACUAACAAUAUAAUUAUGCAUUAUUGAAACUAAUAAACGCAUUAAUUAUUCAAUCGAA